Molecule: messenger RNA, 1635 nt
Organism: Aphanomyces invadans
Lineage: Eukaryota; Oomycota; Saprolegniomycetes; Saprolegniales; Verrucalvaceae
Exons: 2
Coding region: 55-1590 (511 amino acids)
Molecular function (GO): iron ion binding; L-ascorbic acid binding; oxidoreductase activity, acting on paired donors, with incorporation or reduction of molecular oxygen
Source: RefSeq, a predicted model, not a curated record
CGCUGCCGUGUUUUUGUUGAUGGUCGUGGUUGGUGGCGCCGGAAUUCUUGCGCAAUGACGACGGCAGGUGUGGAUCGCAUGGUGGCGGCCUGGCGGGGUAUGGCCACCGUUUGCAACCUCUCGUAUCGAACUGAGAUGGUUGACGGUGUCCCUGGCGCAUUCGUUCUCAAGAGUGUGCUCUCGUUGAAUGAGUGCGCCGACCUCCAAGACGCCGUUCGAUUGUUGCACGACGAAAAGGCAGCAGUCCUCCAUGAUGAGAAGAAACCACGGCGUCCGUCGCAGCACCACAUCCCAACGCAGAUGGAUCCAUUUGUACUUGCAGAGAUCAUGCGUCGCCUGCAUCCUCACAUGCCCACGCACGCUGGACCAUCUAACCGAGCGCCCCUCGCGACGGACACACCGUUUCUGUCGCCGUUUCUGCGGUCGUACUACUACCACGAAUCCGACUUUUCCAUGCCGCACUACGACAAGAGCUUCACGCACCACGAGGGCGUGCGCGGACGCAUCUUGAAUUUCUCCGCGUACUCGAUUCUCUUUUACCUCAACGAUGGGUUUGAAGGAGGCCACACCACGUUUUUCACUGAUAAAUCCACUGCCACGAUUGCGGCGCGCGUUGCACCAUGUGCUGGUGAUGUCCUUGUGUUCCCCCAUGGAAGCUUUCCUGGCUGCUUUCCCAACCCGUUCCACGAAGGGUCGACGGUCACUUGCGGGGAAAAGCUCUUGAUUCGGACGGACUUGGUGUUUUCUACUAUGAACCAGCGGCCAAAGUUAGUCCCAAGUGACAUGACGGCUGCCCAGAGCAACCCUGCGCGAUUGUCGCAGCUUGUCCAAGAAGGACGAGUGAAGAGUUUGGGGCCAGGGCUGGACGAAUGCCGGUGCGGUGAUUUGGAGGGGCUGCAGACGCAAGUUGCAGCGGGGUGGAAUUGCCACACGAGCCGUGACCGUCAUGGCUCAUCCGGGCUUCUCUGGGCCGCUGGAGGGGGGCACUUGGCGAUUGUCCAGUAUUUGAUUGAAUCCCUUGGCAUGCGACCUGUUGAUGAUGUGCAAGCACAUCGACGAGGUUACGACGGCCGUUCGGCGCUGCAUUGGGCUGCUCGAAAUGGCCACAACGACGUCGUCGAGUACCUCGUAGUUCACGGCGGCCAGUCCGCGAAUACACCAGCAGGAGAUGGAACUACUCCGUUCCACCUGGCAGUCUGGCAAAACCACCAAAGCACGUGUGCCCUGCUCGUGCAACUAGGUGCGGAUCCGCAUGCGGUCAAUCGUCACGGGUGCAAUGCGUGCAUGUGGGCCUCCCAAUCCAGCGCUGGCAAUAUCACCAUGCUGGAGUACUUGUGCGGUCUGCAACUCGAUUUCGAACGCAUCAAUUCGAAUGGUCAGGGGUGUCUGCACAAAGCCGCUCAGCGAUGCAACUGGGACGUGUGUCGGUGGCUAUGCCAACGCUUGACCGCCCCGGCGCACUUCGAACCAAACAAAGAAGAACUGAACGUUCCGUCUCGAUUGGCAGCCAUUUCUGGAGACGACAAGUUGGCUGCAUUCUUGCGAGCCGAAGAAGUGGCCUUCUGGCAGCGACAAUCAUUGGCUGCGUAGAUGACAACGCUUGAAUAAAAUCAAUCGUUCCCUGCGACUACAGUA